This is a messenger RNA of Maylandia zebra (zebra mbuna), 973 nucleotides long. It is a transcript of the gene mrnip, whose product is annotated as MRN complex interacting protein. The record is from RefSeq and is a predicted model, not a curated record. Gene Ontology annotation, molecular function: chromatin binding. Gene Ontology annotation, cellular component: nucleus. NCBI's taxonomy places the organism in Eukaryota, Metazoa, Chordata, Actinopteri, Cichliformes, Cichlidae. Gene Ontology annotation, biological process: mitotic G2 DNA damage checkpoint signaling.
GCUUACUGUGGCCGUUACUGCUGUCACGCAAGCUGUGACGUGGAACCCGGGUUGAAACAGACCCGCGAAAACUGAACAGUCCGGACGGACACCGGAAGAACGGGACCGUGAGGCCAUGGGUCAGGAGUUUCACAUCGUCAGGUGUUUCCGCUGUCAGAGCUUCCAGGUGCAACAGGUGAAGAAGGCGAGAAAGUGGAGCUGUAAACUGUGUGGAGAGAAACAGUCAUUGCUGAAGGAGUUUGGGCGGGGCAAUGCGGCAGACUGCAGACGUCACGUUCAGAAACUAAACGCCAUGAGAGGAGCCAUGAUGGAGGAGCAAGAGCGCCGUUCUUGGUCACUAUGGGAGCAGGAGCAGCAGGAGGAGCAGCAGGAGGAUGAGGAGCAGACAGACGAACCGGUGAGCCGCUGGAGCAAAUACUUGGACACACCUGAGGAGGUGGAGCAAGACGAUGAGGCAGAGCCUGAGGAGAAGGAUUUAGGAAAUCGAAGGCAGCUCCAUGGCAUCAAGAUGACUGACAGGAAGAGGAAGCGAGCCGAGGAAGCAGGACCAGAGGAUGUCCACACAUCUGAACAGCUAAACUGUAUGAAACUCCAAACACCUUCAACCAUAAACACCUGUAGCCCCACCCUCUUCACCACCAGGUGGGCUAAUUUCCUCAGCCCUGACUCAAAGGUGCAGGAGGGGGAGAAGCCUGCAGUUGGUGAGUGGAGUCAGUCUUUAAGUGGUGUCGCUGCUCCCUCCUGCUCUGGAAUAAUCAGCAGGCCCCGCCCUCUUCUUCCUGUUACCUCCAUGUUCGACAGCGGCGAGGACUUUAACUUUGACGACGACUUCCUUGUUAAACGUCUCCCGGAGUGAUUGUGCAUUUGUGUGUUUCUAAAGAGGAGACUCUGACAGACUGUGCUUUUCUUCAUGCUUUUAUUGCUCACACAGAAACGUUUAUAUGAUGAUCAAUAAAGAGAACAGAAACAUUGA